Messenger RNA from Selaginella moellendorffii, 2118 nucleotides. RefSeq lists its product as uncharacterized. Lineage: Eukaryota; Viridiplantae; Streptophyta; Lycopodiopsida; Selaginellales; Selaginellaceae. The coding region runs from base 326 to 2053 and encodes 575 amino acids. The record is from RefSeq and is a predicted model, not a curated record. The transcript is spliced from 5 exons.
GGAGAACUUUAUCCCUCAGUUUUGCCAGCGCUGGAUUCCAUCUUUGAGCCAUCCCUGCAGUAUGAGAAGGUCGUUUUUACGAUUCUGCACUUCCAAGCUUAUAGUUCUAACUACCAAUGGCUGCAAGGAAGAAGCUGACAAGAAAAUAAAACUUUGUUUCCAGGAGCUAGAUCACUGGAGCUGUACGGGAUGAUCUUCCAGUCCAUUCGUACAAGAGAUCGCUCGGAAUUUCAGACAGUGGCUGCCAGAAUAUGCCACAACGGCUCAUUUCCCAGCUGGUUAAAAGGAGAUGGAGGAGCGCGAGCCCUAGAAAUCCCGAGCGGCGAUGGCACGCGACAAGGCGGCCCUGGAUUACCACAAGCUCCCUAGGCGGCGCUUGCAGCAGCUGUGCAAGAAGAAUGGAAUUCCGGCCAACAAGACCAAUCUCUUCAUGGCGGACGCGCUCGCGGCGCUCUUCAAGGCUCCAGCGAGCCGCGAGAGUGGCAAGGACAAGGAUGUGGCUCCUCCAGCCGCUGGGAGAACUGGAAGCGCUGUGGGUGAUUCUCAGUCGAGCCAGUGUACCACGGAGGAAAAUGCGAUCUCGCCGGUGAAAAGCCGCGACGAUGAGAAGCGUGACGAUGGCGAGCAUGACAAGCAUAGCUUUUGUACUGCGAGUGAUGACAAGGGUGAGUUUGACGACGCGCACAGCGUUGCCGAGGAACCGGACAAGGUGAAGACGUCGAUGGAUGCUCGAGAGAACUUGGAUCAUGGUGAUGGAAGAUGCGCAAAGCUAGAGAGAUCGCCGGAAGCAAUUGAGCUAGACGACGAAGAUCAUCCUGAGAAAGCAGUCGCGGAGGUGGAUCGACAAGAUGAGAAAGAUGUCGAGGUUCCAACGUUUGCUGCCUUGGCAGAGGCUUCUCACGAUCAAGCACAGGGUGGCAAAGCGUUAGAAAUGGGGGCGCAAGAAACUCCGUCCGCUGCUCGAGUGGAGAUUAAGACAACCGAGAAAGGUGGCGAAGUCUCGGAAGUAGUGGAGGCACGACAAACUUUGCCUGCUGUGAUUAAGGCUUCUCACGAGCAACAGGACGAGAAAGUUCCAGCUGUGGAGGUUUCUCGUGAUCAGAAUCAGAUCGCAGUUGUCACCAAAGAGAAGGUCCUCGUCGAAGCAGUGACGGCUGUCGCUAAACAGGAAGUUGUCAGUGAAACGAAGGUCCUUUCCGACGCAGCAGUGGUGGCUGUUGCCAAACAAGGAGUUGUCAUUGAAACGAAGGCCCUUCUCGACGAAGCAGUGGGUGUCGCUCGACAAGAAGCGAAAAAGAAGCACCAUGUCUACGAAUCAGUGCCCAAAUUCGCAGCUGAAGAAGCAGCACUGGGGAAAAGUGAAGAUGAUCUAUCUCCAGCAGCUACUGAUAUCAAGGAACUCUCACUUCCAACUCCAGACGCAGUAAUUACCUCCGAGCUCAGCGAGUCGAAAGGCUUCAUUGUGGAAGGCAGAGUUGAUCAAACUCUUGAGGCCUCCGAGAACCAAGCCGUAGCUAUGAUUGUCCAGGAACUCGAAGUUCAAACGGAUACUCCCGCUCCAACGCUUGAUCUUCCAGAGGAGAGCGCUGUCCAGAUGAUCGAGGAACUCACGCAAGCCACCGACGAGGAACUUGGAUCCGAGCACCUCAAAGCGAUGCUGAGAAGAGCAAUGGAGCGAUCAAAGUCGCGGAACCAGUACAAGAAGGGCCCGGUGUUCCUUCACAAGAGAUCAACCAUGGAGAAGGUGCUGGAGAGAGCCAGGAAGAAGCGAGCAGAGUGCCUGGAGCAGCGGAGAUUCGAGGUGGGUCACAAGAGCAGUGGAGACGAUCACGAUAGCCCGAGUGACGAUGAUCCAGCUCCGGAAGCUCCAAGAGGAGGAGUGAUCUCGAGCAAGGCUGCUCGCAUCCAGCAGAAGCACCGAGAGCAGUUCAAGACGCCGAUCAAAGGCAAGUCCCACCGCAAAUCCGAGGCCGAUUUCGUGAAGCUGACGAGCGCGCGGCGCCAGGAGCUACUGCGAUCAAAGCGCGGCAUGAAGAACAUCGUAGAUUCUUGAAGUUCGCGAGCUAAGAAGAUUUAGUAGACUGGAAAGGAAGAAUAUAUCGUAUUUAUGUGAAUAGA